This is a messenger RNA of Salarias fasciatus (jewelled blenny), 1229 nucleotides long. RefSeq names its product sideroflexin 5b (gene sfxn5b). Gene Ontology annotation, cellular component: mitochondrial inner membrane. Gene Ontology annotation, molecular function: citrate transmembrane transporter activity; monoatomic ion transmembrane transporter activity. Bases 180 to 1157 code for a protein of 325 amino acids. The transcript is spliced from 14 exons. Lineage: Eukaryota; Metazoa; Chordata; Actinopteri; Blenniiformes; Blenniidae. Gene Ontology annotation, biological process: citrate transport; mitochondrial transmembrane transport; monoatomic ion transport. The record is from RefSeq and is a predicted model, not a curated record.
UCGUUCGGGGACGUGUGGUCACGCGCUCCAACUUUGCCAGCGUUCACUCCGAGCAGAGAACUACGAGUCCCGGCAGACGUAGCGGCGCCUUGCUCCACUAGUUACACACUGAAUGUAGUUCGCCGCACUUGGAAAUCCCUUCAUGAUUCACUUCAUUAAUAAAUAAAUAGUUGGGUGUCAUGGCGGAAUCUGCGGCGUGUCCUGUUUUCCAGCUCGGGAGACCCCGGUACGACCAGGGUUCGUUUCUUGGUCGUCUGAGACACUUUGUAGACGUCAUCGAUCCCAGCACCCUGUUCGUGUCAGAGCAACGUCUGAAGGAUUCCAUCAAGCUCCUUGACGACUACAAACAUGGCUCCCUUCCACCUGGAGUGUCCGACUGCCAGCUGUGGGAAGCCCAGAAGAUCAAGCAGGCCAUCAUUCAUCCUGACACAGGAGAGAAGAUCUUCAUGCCUUUUCGAAUGUCAGGUUAUGUGCCAUUCGGAACGCCGAUUGUCAUUGGCCUUCUCCUCCCAAACCAGACUGUGGUGUCUACCAUUAUCUGGCAGUGGUUGAACCAGAGUCACAAUGCUUGUGUGAACUAUGCCAACCGCAAUGCAACCAAGCCGACCCCAACAUCCAAGUUUCUCCAAGGUUAUGUGGGAGCCGUGACGAGCGCCGUGUCCAUCGCAGUGGGACUGAAUGUGCUGAUUCAGAAAGCCAACAAGCUGAGCCCUGCCACCAGAAUGAUAAUCCAGAGAUUGGUCCCCUUCCCAGCUGUGGCGAGUGCAAAUAUCUGUAACGUGGGCCUGAUGAGGCACAACGAGUUGUCUGAAGGCAUCGACGUGCUGGACGGCAACGGAAAUGUGGUGGGAUCCUCAAAAAUCGCUGCCAGACACGCCAUCAUGGAGACCGCCUUCACACGUGUGGUCCUCCCCAUGCCCAUCUUUGUCCUGCCCCCAAUCAUCAUGUCCUACCUGGAGAGGCUGCGAUUUCUGCAGAGCCGGCGCCGACUGCUGCUGCCCAUCCACAGCCUGGUGUGCCUGGUGACCUUCGGCCUCUCCCUGCCCGUGGCCAUCAGCCUGUUCCCGCAGAUGUCCCAGAUCGAGGUGUCUCGCCUUGAGCCCGAGAUCGCCAUGGCAACAGAUUGCAAGGUGGUGACCUACAACAAGGGUUUAUGAUGGAUGGUGUGUAGUGGAGGAGCGGAGCGCACAGGAACAGGGCUGCAUGGUGACGGGCUGUCAGGGAGGAGC